AUGGAAAUAGGGGAAAGGCUCAACACUCUUAAAUCCGAACUAAAUCUAACUUCUUUUUACAAAAAAUAAGAUUUAUAUUAUAUUUAAAAACAAAAUUAAAAAUAUUUUGCUAUAUUCAGCAUGAAAUUAAGUGAAAACGAUGAAAAAGACUUAAAAUACAAUCUCGCAAGGGUUGAUUUCUACAUCCACAAAUUCGAAAUUGAAAAGAGAUCUGGAGAAAAUUUAGACGAACAAUUAGAAAUUUUAAGAAAUAAGAUCAUCAAAAAGAGAGCACAACUUAGCCAAUCCCAGCAAAGAGAAAACAACACAAAAGCUGAAAAAAAAUUCGAUAGUCUCUACGACAAUAUCACACUUACCAAAGCAAAACUUGGCCAGCUCCGAAAAGAAACAGAGGAAAUCAAAAACAAAAUUCAGCUUUUAAGGCGAUUUAAUAUGAUUGCAGAGAAAAAACGAUAUGAAAUUAAUACAGAAAUCAGCAGAUCUAAAAGCGCUUCUAGAAGUUUAAUUAAUUCAGCAACGGCAAAUGUUAGCAUUAUUCGCAGCACAAAAUCAGUCAUGGGCAAGCUUAAUAAAAGCUUUAAAACUGACUUUCAAGACAGUAAAUUCAAAGAAUCAAUGCUGUAUGCUCAGCUAAGGGACUGCAAAUCAGUCACCCCAAAAGUAAAAAGACCGAGAACUCCCUUUGCUGAAAUUUCUGUCUAUUUAAAACUUUUGAAAUUUUUAGGCAAAAAAUGAAUAAAAGCGACUAAAGAAAGGUCGCUGCAGAUUAAGGAGUAUCAAAGCCAUAUAAAAGAUAUAUCAAGGGCGCUUUUUGCGAUAGGAAAUUCCAUUUCUUCACAUGAUGUGGCUGAAAUCGCAAAAAUGCAUUCUUCAAGCUAUGAUCAGGAAUUACGGUUAAGAUGCCAUAUUUUGGAAAUAAGUGAAAAUAUAGAGAAAAUUGAGAAGAAGCUUGCAAAUACUGAGAUGAAAAUUAAGGCUAUAUCGAAUUCUUCCCAGUCUGUAGAUUAUCAUAAAAUAAAUUUUGUUUCAGCAAAAAAGGGUGAGCUGAGUAAAGUCAAAGAGAAAAUUGAGAAAAAAAAUAAUCAGCACAAAGAAUGUGAAGAUGGCAUUAAAUAUAAAUGAUCACAUAUAUAAAGAUUAUUUUUUGGCUGCUUCUGAUAGUUUAAUAUAUAGAUUUUUACAUUUAUCUAAUUUGAUCUUAUAAUUGGGAAAAGAAUAUUAUAUGAAAAUCUUAACUGAGCUUUCCUCGUCUUUAAAAACGAUAUGUCCUUUUAAGCCAACAAUUGGAUUUCCUGAUGAAGAAAUCAGCUGAAAAAACCAAGAUGUCUAUAUGAGCGCUACAGAAGAAAUGAUAAAAUGACUAUCACACGGAUACUCAAGCAUCACAGGCGAAAAAUCAGAUACCUUUGACUCUAUAAUCAGCACCAGCACAUCUCCACAUUCAAAAUUUGAUUUUCAGCUAAAAAAAGUCGAAUCAGGGAUUUUCACACAAAAUUUCGACGAAAUACAAACCCCUCUCUCCCUUACCGACCUCAGACACAAUGCCAGAUGGCACUUAAGCAAGUUCGCCUCCUCCAAGCAGUUACACUAA
This is a messenger RNA of Blepharisma stoltei, 1591 nucleotides long. The record is from the annotation of a GenBank genome assembly. Lineage: Eukaryota; Ciliophora; Heterotrichea; Heterotrichida; Blepharismidae.